UUACACCCUCUGGCCUCUUCCCUGUGCCUCUUAUUUAGUCUUCUACCUCUCUGUUCUUCUCUCCCCAUCACCCACAAACUGGGAUCAAGUUUAAGAAUGACUGUGGAGCUUUUAAGGAUUAAUUAAUACUCGCGCAACAUAGUCAGUCAUUCAGUCAGAACUCGGAACAACGAUGUCUGAAUCUCCCUGUUUCGCCGGCGGUGAGAAGAAGCAGCAUUGGUGGCUUACAAACAGGAAGAUUGCCGAUAAAUAUGUGAAGGAUGCGAAAGUUCUGAUUGCAAGUCAAGACCCCGGCGCCAUGGCUUCUGCUCUGAACGUUCUUGAUGCCGCGCUGCUUCUCUCGCCUCGACUCGAGUUGGCCAUGGAGUUAAAGGCGCGGACUUUGCUUUUUCUCCGGCGGUUUAAGGACGUCGCCGAUAUGUUGCAGGACUACAUUCCCAGUCUUAAAGUAGCCCCGGAUGAAGCGUCGCCGUGUUCGUCUUCUUCUGAAUCGUCGGAUGGCUCCUCCAGGCCGCUGUCUAGGGAGCGUGUGAAGCUUCUCUCCUCCGGGGAUGACGAGCCCACUUUCAAGUGUUUCUCGGUCUCCGAUUUGAAGAAGAAGGUCAUGGCUGGGCUCUGCAAAAGCUGCGAAAAGGACGGUCUAUGGAGAUAUUUGGUAUUAGGUCAAGCGUGUUGCCAUUUGGGGCUAAUGGAGGAUGCAAUGGCCCUUUUGCAGACCGGAAAACGCAUUGCCACUGACGCCUCAAGGCGUCAGAGCAUUUGUAGGUCCGACGAUAGCUUUUCAUUCGCCCGAUUCCCCAUCUCCGGCGUGGACAAUAGCAAUACCCAGCCCCCCAAAACAGAGUCAGAAAGCAUUUCUCAAAUGCUCAGCCACAUCAAGAUGCUCCUCCGCCGUAAAACCUCCGCAAUCGCCGCCCUGGACGCCGGGCUUUACCUGGAAGCCAUCCGCCACUUCUCCAAGAUCGUCGACGGCCGCCGUGGAGCCCCUCAAGGCUUCCUGGCCGAGUGUUACUCGCUGAGAGCCUCCGCCUAUCAAUCCGCCGGCCGAAUAGCCGACGCAAUCGCAGAUUGUAAUCGAACCCUCGCAUUAGAACCGUCUUGCAUUGAAGCUCUCAGAACAAGAGCAGCUUUGUUCGAGGCUAUCCGAUGUUUGUCCGACAGCCUUCACGACCUCGAACACCUAAAACUCUUGUACAACACGAUGCUACGCGACCGGAUAUUGCCCGGACCGCUUUGGAAACGUCAGAAUGUGCCGUACCGGGAAAUCCCCGGAAAACUCUGUUCUUUGGCCACGAAAAUUCAAGAACUAAAGCAUAGGGUUGCUUCUGGCGAAACUGGAAACGUGGAUUAUUAUGCUUUAAUGGGAUUAAGGAGGGGUUGUUCAAAAUCCGAAUUGGAAAGAUCCAAUUUACUCCUUAAUAUCAGACACAAACCUGAUAAAUCCAUGAGCUUCGUGGAAAGAUGCGAGUUUGAAGACGAUCAAGACAUUGAUUCUGUGAGGGACAGAGCAAAGAUGACUGCUCUAUUAUUGUACAGAUUGAUUCAAAGAGCUUAUACUAGCUUAACAAAGACCAUCAUUGAAGAAGAUGUAGCCGCUGAGAAACAAAAGAAAAAGGCCGCCGCCGCAAUGCAAGUAGAACCGGAGAUGUCCGGGAACAGUACUAUGAUCGAGAACAAGGUUACAGCAGCCAUCAAAGCAUCACAACAAUCGCCCGCGUUUCAAGGAGUUUUCUGUCGUGACCUGGCCGUUGUCGGGAGCUUGCUAUCUCAGGCCGGGUUCAAUCGCCCCAUUCCUAUGAAAUACGAAGCAUUGAGCUGCUGAAUUCUGAUCAUCAAUGGCGCCCAACAACCAGAUCUCAACAAAACCGGCCGGACCAAAAUGAUUCAAUCAUUAUUACAAUUAAUAAUAAUAAUAAUAUUAUUAAACAAAAAAGUGGUCUGAUCUUUUUGUACAAAAUGGUAAGAAAAUAAUCAAAUAUGUAGCUAGCUUAUUAGCGGCCAAGAAAAUUUUGUUACUCUGUUACCCAAUAUAAUCGUCUGUUUAUUUGUUCUAUUU
Molecule: messenger RNA, 2056 nt
Organism: Ipomoea nil (Japanese morning glory)
Lineage: Eukaryota; Viridiplantae; Streptophyta; Magnoliopsida; Solanales; Convolvulaceae
Exons: 3
Coding region: 173-1822 (549 amino acids)
Molecular function (GO): protein binding
Source: RefSeq, a predicted model, not a curated record